This is a messenger RNA of Phacochoerus africanus (Common warthog), 1273 nucleotides long. It is a transcript of the gene C11H11orf42, whose product is annotated as chromosome 11 C11orf42 homolog. NCBI's taxonomy places the organism in Eukaryota, Metazoa, Chordata, Mammalia, Artiodactyla, Suidae. The coding region runs from base 69 to 1070 and encodes 333 amino acids. The record is from RefSeq and is a predicted model, not a curated record. The transcript is spliced from 3 exons.
GAGCUGCCUGGGCAGCGUGGGGUUCCUGCAGCAGCCACUGCCCUGCCUAACCCCUCCCACGCCCCGUCAUGUUGGCUGGUACCCCCCACCUGUUGACACUGGAUGAAGCUGAUGCCGCCUGGACCCUCAUCAAAGAUAAGGUCACCGAGGAGCGCUUCGGGCCCAAUGUGGUGGCCGUGCCCUUCCUGUCGGACGCAGCCUGCUAUGACCUGCUGGGCGUGCUGGUGAAACAGUCCCGCCCGGCCCACACCCGCCUGGCUCUGCCAGGUCGGCAGGGUCGGCGGGUGCUACAGCCAGUGGGGCCACUGCCGAAUCUCCUGGAGCAGGCCGGGUCUGAGGGCGCCUUUGCCCACUGCACCCGGGAAUACUCACCCGACGGCCGGGCAGAGAUAGCCUAUGAAGAAAUGCGGCUGCUGGACGGGCAGCCCUGCCGGAUCCGCUUACAUAUGGGCGGCCUGCGCAAGAAAGUGGCCUUCCUGCUGCUGCCGCCAGGGCAGGUGGGCCUCCGGCAGACUCUUCCCUGGCUCCGAAGCACCCACAGCAUCUAUGUCAUCUACCAGGUCUUCUCCUGCUCUUGGCUACAGCUGGGGCUGCUGCCCACAGCCCAGGAGCCCCAGCUGCUGCGUUUACAACGGUCACUGCCCAUUGCCUUCUCCUGCCUCAAGUUCUCACUGCAGCCCAAGGGAGUGCUGGGGCCGCAGAAGCCCCUAACCAAAGACCCCCUGCCCCAUGGGGCCAGCUGGGUCAGACCCAACCUCAACAUCCUACCACCUCCGGCCCCAGCGUCAGCCCCCGAUGACAUCCCCGAGGCUGCUGGGGUGUCGCCGCCUAUCCCAGCCCCACCUACGCCACCCCCCAAGGAAGGGCCAGAGGGCAGACCCACCAGACUCUCCCACAAGGGCCGAAACCCCUUCCGCAGGGGACCCCAGAUGCUGUCAGAGAACUGGCUCUUCAGCCCCCGCAACCCCCCACCAGGAGCCCAGGGUGGGGGCCCCGGGGACCCCGACCGGCACUCCAUGUCCCUGCCCCUGCUGCAGGGUCUGUCCUCAGAGUUCGACAGCGACGAAUGAAGCCACGGCGAGAGGGGCAGGGGGCGAGGCCCCCCAGAUCUGACCUAGGGAUUCUGGUCCCCAAUAAACAUCAGCUGCUGCUCCCCCAAAGCCUCCUGGGCCCACGCCGCUUCUUCCCGCGGGGGUCUGGGGAAGGAGGAAAGUCCCAGCUUUUGUCCCUAGCCCACACGCCUCCUCACCCUCGAGAGGCCUAAGAGUACCUU